Cucurbitaria berberidis CBS 394.84 is the source of this 712-nucleotide messenger RNA. RefSeq lists its product as uncharacterized. Gene Ontology annotation, cellular component: PAM complex, Tim23 associated import motor. Gene Ontology annotation, biological process: protein import into mitochondrial matrix. The record is from RefSeq and is a predicted model, not a curated record. NCBI's taxonomy places the organism in Eukaryota, Fungi, Ascomycota, Dothideomycetes, Pleosporales, Cucurbitariaceae. Gene Ontology annotation, molecular function: ATPase activator activity. Bases 77 to 394 code for a protein of 105 amino acids. The transcript has 3 exons.
ACGACGCCAUUCAAUCAUCGAAUCUUCGCAACUUCCUUUCUGCGAAACGCAAUAGCAAGCGCUGUAGGAAACAGUCAUGUCUGCUUGGGUCUGGAUUGCUGGUGCGGGUGCCGCUGCUUUCUUCGGUCGUGCAGCACUCGUCGCAUUACGAAGGUCAGGCGGUGGCGCCGGCCCAUUGGGACGUAGUUUCUACAAAGGUGGCUUCGAGCCAAAGAUGACACGGAGAGAAGCUGCUCUGAUAUUGGAAAUGCCCGAACGAGGCAUUACGAAAGAGCUCCUACGAAAGAAGCACCGAUCGCUCAUGCUCUUGAACCAUCCCGAUCGAGGCGGCAGCCCAUACCUAGCGACCAAAGUUAAUGAAGCAAAAGAGUUACUGGAAAAGGAAGUCAAAUAAGGUGGGAAGGAAGAGCAGUUGUAUAUCAAGACUUGUAUUAUAUCAUGGCCCGGAUCCGCUGCAUCAGCAUGGCGUUGGUUUGAUUUGGACAGGAAGCUACAUGGUCAUCUUUGAGGGCGACACUAGAGAUUUUCGAAUGUACCUGGCAGUAGGUCAGCUGUCAAGCUAUUGUUAAUACCCACAACUCCCCCAUUUUCGUUAUUCCAUUGCUCAUCCUAUCCGCCAGUAAUUCAAGCCAUGGUCAAGCUCAUGCAUCUGUAAACUAGAAGAGUGGUAUAGGUUACUAGCGGCAGUCCCUCAAGCCUUUUCCUACGCGGA